CGCAGUUGAUGCUUCAUUUCCUCACAUUUGCCUGUAGUUCGGGAGAGGACGCUGCCUGACGAGGGUUUUUUUCCCCCUCCACAUCUAUUUAUUCUAUUCGUGCUUUUCCCUCUGUGCGUCGUGAUCGUUUUGGAAUGAGCCGCUUUCUGACCGCCGUGGUUUCCAUGCCAGCAUGGGAACUGCCGUGUCCAAGAGGCGGAAUCUGAGGAAUGAUGCUAUUUCAUCGGUGGCAGCAAAAGUUAGAGCAGCCCGAGCAUUUGGAGAGUACCUUCACGCUCACCCUGAGAGCCGAAACGGAUCAGAUCACUUAUUGUCUGACACCCUCAUUGGCCACGACUCGGACUCGCCGGAUAGUGUUUGCACCCAGAACAACAACCACCAGCAGAUCUUUCCUCUUCAGGACUCAAACAGCAGCACCGAACCCAGUCUGAUCGACCCUACGGUGCGCCUGCUGCAGCCUUCAGCCAUCCCUUCUACCUCCUCUGAGAGCCGCCUAUCACUGGAGCGUAGCUUUUCGGUCGAGGAGGAGCAGCAGAAGUGUGUGGAGUGCUCGCUGCAGCCAUCACGCGUCUACACCAUCAGCGGCGAGAGUGCCAUGCUCUCAGGACGCCGUAACAGCAAGGAGAGCUUAGAGCUGGAUGUACUGAGGGAGACACGGGACUCCCCGUCUGCCUCUCAAGCCCUCGCCCAGGCCUCCACAUCCUCCUCACCCAUCCAGCAUCACCACCAUCAUCACGCCAACCACCACCAUAGCACCACUGGCCCAAAUAUGCAGCAGCCUGCAGGUGGAGCGUCAGGAAGCGCCGGAGCAGGUCCAUCGCAGCACCAACACCACCAUCACCAUCAUCAUCACCACAACCUCUCUCAACCCCUGCAGAGUUCCGUCAGCGCUCACAACAUACGCGGGUGGGGUGAGGGCAAAGAGUGCAGCCUGGCGUGCGACCUAUGCCCCGGAGCACCGUCACGCAGCCAAGGCUCGCUAGAGCUUGAGAGCAGCAUGCGAGAGCCAGGCAAGCAGCGCCGCCCACUAGAGCGCAUGAGCAGUGUGGACCGGGUGACUUUUAUAGACAGAGAAGACAACCAGUGGUACCCCAAAGAGAACAUGUUCAGCUUCCAGACUGCUACCACGACCAUGCAAGCGAUAUCAAAUUUCCGGAAGCACCUUCGAAUGGUGGGCAGCAGAAGAAUGAAAGCUCAGACCUUUGCAGAGCGCAGGGCGAAGAGCUUCAACCGCUCCUGGAGCGACCCGACCCCGGUCAAGCAAGACUCGCUACCCGACUCAAAAGACAGUGGAGAUCUGCAGGUGCCGUCUGCUUCACAAGACGAAGGAGGCUGCAAUGACACGGGCUGGGAGGAGGAGAAAGAGAUGGAGAGACUGGCCUGUGAAAGCGAUGACUUCAUCCCUCCUAAAGUCAUGUUGAUAUCAUCGAAAGUUCCCAAAGCAGAGUACGUCCCCAACAUUAUUCGCAGAGGUGACCCUUCCAUUAUCCCGAUACUUUAUGAUCAUGAGCAUGCUACAUUCGAUGAUAUUUUGGAGGAAAUUGAAAAAAGACUUACUUCCUAUAGGAAAGGAUGCAAGAUCUGGCAUAUGCUCAUCUUCUGUCAGGGUGGACCAGGGCAUUUGUAUCUGCUGAAGAAUAAAGUGGCCACUUUUGCCAAGGUGGAGAAAGAGGAGGACAUGAGCCAGUUUUGGAAAAGACUAAGCAGAUUUAUGAGUAAAAUAAACCCUGAGCCUAACCUGAUCCAUGUCAUGGGCUGCUAUGUACUGGGAAAUCCUAACGGAGAAAAGCUGUUUCAGAAGCUGAAGAACCUGAUGAGGCCUUAUUCAGUCACCUUUGAGUCACCACUGGAGCUAUCUGCACAGGGCAAGGAAAUGAUUGAAACGUACUUUGACUUCCGCCUCUAUCGGUUGUGGAAGACGCGACAGCACUCGAAGCUCUUGGACUAUGAGGAUCUAUUGUGACCCAGAGACCCUGAGAUUGUGGAUGCAAGCAGACAGAACUCUUCUCUCCCCGAACCCACCCCUCUGUGAAACACCACAUUCCACCAGCUGUCAUUAAAGAGAACAGGAAAAGGAGAUCAUGCCGCUGGUACCCGAGAGUCCGUUAUUAUGUGUUUCGACUCUUAACUCGAGACCCUGAUCUGUUAGUGUGGCAGAUGGGUUCAGGGCUGAAGACGGAGAUGAGAGGAGACAUGUGCCAGCGAUAGCAUUUCACGUCAGAGUAAGCGAAAUGAAAUCUCUCCUUAGUGGCAGUGUUGAAGAAUGGAGGCUGACUGUUCAGUGUUUUCUAUGUCACACAUCUACUUCACUAAGGCUAUUGACGAGUAUCGUGCUUGAGAAAAAAAAAAAAGAUGAUGUCAGGCUGUUUUUCGAACUUUUUAUUUUUCGAAAAAUUUAAUUGAGACAUGAGAAGAAAUCAUAGUAAUAUACAGUAUGGAUGUGCAUACAUCUUGUUAAUAUAUUAUGUAGCCAUAGUCAUGCAAAUAACCCAAACGUCAGUGGUCUAUAAUUUAUAUAAUGAUGUUUAUUGUUGUGGUCUUUUUAAUGACGUCCUUUGAAUAACUCAGGUUUUAGCCAUUGAUGAGUAUGUCCAUUAAACCUCUGUCCAGAUGUGA
Molecule: messenger RNA, 2616 nt
Organism: Clarias gariepinus (North African catfish)
Lineage: Eukaryota; Metazoa; Chordata; Actinopteri; Siluriformes; Clariidae
Gene: nsmfa
Product: NMDA receptor synaptonuclear signaling and neuronal migration factor a
Exons: 15
Coding region: 173-1963 (596 amino acids)
Biological process (GO): regulation of neuronal synaptic plasticity; positive regulation of neuron migration
Cellular component (GO): cytoplasm; nucleus
Source: RefSeq, a predicted model, not a curated record